AGGCUGUUGGCAAGUUGUACACUACUGCAGUGGCCUCUAUAGCAGAACAUGGAACUAUAUCUGAUACAACCACUAAGGUGCCAGAAGUGGCCUUACUCUUGGAGAAAUGUGAUGACGCAGACUCUUGUGUAGCGACGUCAUGCUGCUCAGCUCUCGUGCAGCUUGUUUAUGAGGGGCAUGCUGACUUCAACUUUGUAUUGAACAGUUUAUUGAACAGAGUGCCUUCAGCUACGAAUUGUGGAGGAAUUGUCCAAGCUCUGACAGACUUGCUCAUUCUCCAAAUGAGAACAUCUGUCAAUGAUGGAAGCUAUGACAAACGUGGACCACCACAUCCUUACAUUACCGCAGUGGAAAACAAACCUGACAUAUGGCAUUCUCUGCUCAACCACAUACGCCAUCUAUUCACUCAUAGUGAAACCAGGAUCCGACAAAAUGCAUUAAAGAUUGUUUCUCCAUUUGUGAAGUAUGCACUCCUUGACCCGAGUUUUGCAGAUGACAAAACACAUCUGCGCUAUGCAUUAUGGGAUGUUCUACUCGACAACUGUUGCCAGAGCACCAGUGCUGUCACCUAUGUAGCUGGAAUACUGAAUGUGCUAGCAGUUCAAUGCUCUACAGAAAAGCAUAUAGCUGAAUAUGGGCAUCAUUUGAAGCGUGUGAUAUCCACGUUGGUUGGUAACUAUGGCAACAAGAAGGAUCAAUGGAAACUACUGAAAGAACUUCUGUAUUUGUCACUGUCGACAUGCAUAAAGAUGGACCAACUUGGGAUGAAUAUCUAUGGAAUGGUUUCCUGUUUAAACGAUUUGGUGACACAACUUACGGAUGAGGGGGCUGUAGAAGGAGAGAUGUUGCUAGGAUUGGCUUCAUUAAUGCAAAGAUCAAUUCCAUCUCUGCAAAUAGAGAUUCUACACAUAUUGCACAUGUUAAUGGAAAAGUCCACACACCUGAAUCCAAUACUUCAAGGGUUCUUAGCUGGGCCUAUGAUUCAGAUUGUUGCUAUGCCAACACCAGUUACUCCAGCAACCACAACUAAGAAAUUACAUCAUAUAGCAACCAAGAUUCUGUCAUUGAUUGAGUCCAGACUGGAAUCUAGCCACACGAUGCAGGAUUCUUCCCAACAAAAGGAAGGAGGCUCAAAAUACAGAGGGGACUAUAGUGUUUUUGGGGUGUACACCCAGCUCACCGAACGACUGUCAGCAGCCAACAACAAGGCCUCUGAUUGGCUCAAACAUCUAGCUAUCACAAUCCCUAGCUGUAAGAAAAUCCCAGAUGAGGUUACGUAUAUUGUGACAUCACUUGCGUUGAAGACUGAAUGUUUGGACCUUGCAGUUCCAGUUUUACUAGCAAUUGCAAAAGUGGAGCCUACAAAGGCAGUUGACUUACUCUCUGUGUUCCUGUACCUACUUCACAGACAGAAGACUGCAGCUACCAAGUAUGUCAUCCUCUCUGCACUUCCUAGCCUGGCUGUACACAAGUUGGCAAUGCGGCCAGCUAUGAAAACAUUACUGCUUUUGUGCAAUGUACCUGACCUGAAACCAACUGGUUUGAGACUAUUAACAUCACUAUGGCAACAGCAGGAUCGUUGUUUCCCAUACCUUCAGCGCCUCUUAUUAGACAAUGAUAAUGGUCAAAGGUCAAAGGUGACAGGUGUCAAUGAGCUCUUAUUGUCAAAGGCUGCUUGUAUAAGAGACAUAUGUGUAUCUAGGCCACAUCAACAUGGUGCAGAUAUGUUGGGUCCACUCUCUAAGAUGCUGAACGACUACACUGACACCUGCUAUGCCCCUGUUGCUUCACUAGCAUUACAAGGAAUACAUGCUCUAUGUAAAUCUGAGGUAAUAGACAUCAGGACAACAUGGGCUGUACUUGCCCCAAAGCUGACAAAGGAUGACAGGCCGUUGGUACAGGUGGACAUCUGUAGAUUGUUCUCACUUGUUCCGAGCCUCGCUGUGGAGACACAGGAAUUUCAGGACUUUUACUGGGUAGUAGUUGAGUCUCUAUGGAAGUUCACCCUCUCUACAAAUGACAAGGUUGUGUCUGCUGCCUAUGAUGCCCUGGCCCAGUUCCCUGCAUCACACUUCAAGCUGAGUCACCUCCCUGAUCAGGUGAAAGCUGAGUACAGCACAGAAGCUGAGGAUGAUGAAGAAGACAGUGAGAAAAUACCUGGGGAUUGUUUCAUGAAGCUACUCUCAGCCCUUCCUGCUCAAGCAAGACCAGCAUUUGUGCAUUUUCUGACAUCACUUGUCCAACAUGAGGUAGACAACAUGCCACGUGGUGUCCACCAUAAACACAUCCAGAGACAACAGGUUCUCUCCAGCAAAGACAAGACAUUGUCCCGGGUAGCAGAGUUCAUACUGCAACAACAUGAAGGUGGUCCAUCUCCAAGUCUACAACCAGCCAUAGCAGCCAGUAUGCUAUUCUGCUAUGACCCUCAAGUAGAGAUGGGCAAAGAUGGUAGGGUACGAAAGCACUAUAUCAUUUCACAUGGUCGCAACUAUGAGAAGAUGCUCCCUGUUUUACUAAAUGGUGUCCCCAUAGAGUUGGAGAACUGGCAUAUGAUGAUGUUGCUGCCACAGGCCUGGGCUGGCUUCAUUGAGAGGUGCUUCUAUGCCAUGUUUGAGUGUCGUCAAACUGAACUACAGCAGCAAAGCAAGAGAGAGGACAGCGAAGACUGGGAACAACUGGACAAUGAUUCUGAAAAUGCGUGGAUUUGGGUUAGAGAUAAGAUAUGUGAGAUACUUAAGAGAGCAUCAAGAGGAGCACCUAACUCCCAGGGCAACAGCAUCUUGGCAUUAGCUGGGCUUUUAACCAUUGUGACAUCACACACAAGUACGCUUGAUGAGAAAGCAUUAAAACUUGCAGAUGAGGACAGUGCACAUCUUAGCAACAACCAUUGGAAACAGAUUGUCUGUGAUACCAUCAUGGCCAUAGCGGAGCCAGCAUAUCGGGAGCGAUUUAAACAAAGGAAGGGCAGUAUAUUGAACAUUCGACCUCAUGAAACAUCCUGUAGUCUUCUAGCCAAAGCCUCUGCCUGUCUCUCCCUUCCACAGCUCCUCCCCUUUCUUAUCACCACAGAUACAGAGGCGGUGCUUCAAUUGAUUGACAGCUUGACAGGCAGGUUACCAGGACAACCAGGGGCAGAUGACUCCAGUAUAUUGAAGUUCCACCAUGGGCUUGCUUUAGGAAUGUUAAUAUCUAAGUUGUUUGAGGAACAUUUCUCAAAUGUCACAGGAUCAAAGGGAAUGUUGGCAGUAUGGAAGGCUCUUGAUGUUCUCGAAGACAGUUGUUGCUUCGAUACAACAAUAGAGGGCAGGUCAGGUGCUAUUUUAGGCCUUGGGGUUGCCUUGACAACAGUUUGCAAUGAUGGCAAGCCAGACUCAAGGGCUCAUAUACAUGCGGUUUACAGCAAAUUACUCCUCCUUAUGGAAAACACUGGUCAUUCUGACAAAACAUUUGAAAGUGUCACAUUUUGUGUGUCCAUAGUGACAGCAGUUGCUUACAAUGUGAAUAUUCUAACACAGGACAUCAUCAACUCAGUAGUGGACACCUUGUACCAGAACCUCAUCAGGAAUCCACAGAUGAGCAGUCUGAGUCUGUCACUUGGGCUACUGUGUUAUAGUGUGGGCCAGACAGGGCACAAUGCUAUAGAACUAUUCAACAAAACUCUGACAGAUUCAUGGGCAAAGACCAUAAAGGACAAGGGUCCAGUUGCAGAAAGGGUCAGUUGUCUUACAGGUCUGCUAGCACUCACUGGAUCAGAGAGAAACUUCCUCAAGGGUUUGAAUGCAGCACAAGAGAAAUCAGCAAUAUGUAUGAACCCCAGUGAUGUUAUUUCUCUUGCUAUUCAACAAACCACAAACAUGAAGGAUGUUGGUAGUGUGAGCCAUCUAUGCUACAUGUUAGGACACUUCUAUUCAUCUAUGAAAGGAGAAAACCAAUCAUCAUCAACAGUUCCUGGCAACUAUAGCUACCUCCCUGACACAAGUGUCCUUCGUGCAGUGUUUGACAAACUGUCUGAGAUAGUUCAAGGAGGGAGAGAUGAGGGGCAUGAGGACCAUGCUAAGAUGUGCUUAACAUCAUUGGAUGGUGUUCAUAAUGGACGAUUUCCACCUGUACAGUGGGCUGGUAUCCUCUCCAGUAUGAUGAGGUUACCUUAUGAUGUGACGGUGAAAGAAUCGUGUCUAAAAGUAGCUAUAGCUCAAAGUUCUACAUCGUCAAGCGCUGUUCUUUUCCUGACAUCCUGGCUUUUGCCCCCUCUAUUUUAUAGUUUACCAGUAAGUUGUCAGAGACUAGCCCUGGGGAAACUUCCAAUACUGGUGAAGUCACUCCCUGUAACAGCAUUAAAAACAUUCUGCUAUGAGAACAUACUGCAAACUGUGACAUCAGAAGACAAUGCAGCGACAUCAAAGGAGAAUGUUGUGACCUCAGAAGUGAAUGACUCGAGUUCUGGGGCUGAUAUGUCUUUAUGCCAGUGUAGCUUAGAGGGAUUGUAUGAAGCUCUGAGAGUGCCUGACCCCCCACAGUCAGUCACAUACAUCAUGUACCAAACUGUUGAGAAGCUAUACCCACAACUCCCCUCACUUACAAAGGAUGAAGAGAUUAUUACCCUCGCUAAAUGUAUGUUUGAGAUACCCGAUGUCAUAGUUGAUCGCCUAGUCUUGGCUGACUUUACAAGCAGUGCCACCUAUAGGAAGGGAAUGAUAGUAAGGUGUUAUUUGGUCAGCAGUGGGCACCAAGAUAUCCAAUUUCUCAAUGAUGCCAUUGAAACUUUGGCAUCUCCUGAUUGUCAAAACCCGGAAGAGCUUGAAAUGUACCUUGUGCAGUGUCUUCACAAAAUGGCAGGCAAGAAGCUAGAAAGCGGGGCAUCUACCAAGCUAGUACAAUGGCUUGUCUCUCUGAUGGGACUUAUCGCAUCCAUUGAAAAUAAAGUUCCAUAUUUCACAGUUCUUUGUGCCUUUCUAACAACAAGAAUACCCCCACUAUGCCUGAGGCUGGUCCAUAAUGUAGAUAUGCUCACAUCAAGCAUCGAUGACACAGUCUUGAAUGAUAUCAGGAAUCUCAUGUCAUAUACAUUACCUAAGUUGGCCCUGCAGCACCCUUGGAACCAAGCAUUAACCAAGAUGAUCGACUGGAUGAUAAAGAUGAGUGAAACAGGGGAUUAUGAAAUGAGGAAAACUUUGUGUGGAACUCUGCUAGCAUUGCGUGGCACUGGGAAACAUAGUGAUGAACUUCAACAUCAACUCCAGUACAAAAACAUAGGAAUGUGAUAAAGAUUAAUUCAUAGAAAAAGACUUAUGAAGCUAUAUUAUGAGAACUUUGACUUUAAAAGAGAUAUUGUCAGUCAGAGAUGGCAACUUUUCUGCUCCUUUGUAUUUUUUUUACAUACGAAAGUGGAAUUCAUUUUUUUAAUGUAUACACCACCUACCAGAUUCGGACUCUAACAUAAAUGGUGUAGAUUUGUUAUAAAUGGUGUAGAUUU
Molecule: messenger RNA, 5473 nt
Organism: Owenia fusiformis
Lineage: Eukaryota; Metazoa; Annelida; Polychaeta; Sabellida; Oweniidae
Source: the annotation of a GenBank genome assembly